AUGGUUGGCACGGAAUUCAUAGACUACGUCUCCAAAUUCCAACUCGCUGGCUACGCAGGGGUUGAGGAUUUCGCGGACAAGUUCAACUUUAUCUUUACGGUCAUCAUUAUCUCCGUCUGCACUCUCGUCGUGACGGUAAAACAGUACAUUCUAAAACCCAUAUCCUGCUACAUUGCGACCGAAGUUGGUGGAACGAAUCUUCUCAACUAUGUUGAAAAUUACUGUUGGGUGCAGGGCACCCUUCCAAUAUCCUACUCUGGAAAAAUGCCUUCGACGGACAGCGCUUGGCAAGAAAUGGAAGCUAAGAAAAUACGUGAGUUAUCACGAUUCUAG
Molecule: messenger RNA, 333 nt
Organism: Spirometra erinaceieuropaei
Lineage: Eukaryota; Metazoa; Platyhelminthes; Cestoda; Diphyllobothriidea; Diphyllobothriidae
Source: the annotation of a GenBank genome assembly